AUGCAGGACUUUUACGGCGAGGGUAGGGUCGCGGCAAGGCGAGCGGCCGACGAGGCGAUUGUCCUCUACCUCGCCGGGACGUGCACAUCGGAGUCUCAGUGCGAGCACCCACUCUUCCUCAACAUGCUGCGAGCUGUCACCGCUGCCGACCCGAACUACGUCCCCCCCAAGCGGCACUACGUCGGAGGCACCGGCCUGCUUGAAUGCAAGCAGCGGAUUGAGAAGGAGCUGUCGCCGAUUACGAAGUCGUGGAGGGAGACGGGCGUGACGAUUGUCAGCGACAUAAUGCAAGACAAGGGCGGUCGCGCGCAGAUGAACAUCAUCUGCAUCAACAACACUGGAGAGGCCUUCGUUAAGGCGGUCGACUGCGAGCCAGCGACGAAGAGUGGCGUAUUCAUCGCCGGCGUCCUGCGGCCAAUCAUUGAGCGCAUCGAGGCAGAGCACGUUGUGGCGCUGUGCACAGAUGGCGUCAGCAACUACCAAGCUGCUGGCAAGCUGCUGCAGAAGGAGUGGCCGCAUCUCGACCUCGUUCCCUGUGCCACGCAUGUGCUGGACCUGCUGAUGGAGGACAUCGGCAAGAUGGACUGGGCGCAGGCGGUCGUGACCCAGGCUGAUAACAUGAUCUUCUUCGUGCGCGCCCACCAGUGGGCGCGCGCCUUCAUGCGGAGCCCGGAGCUGCACGACGAGGAGAAAUCGCUGCAUGUGUUGCGCCCGGCAGGCACCCGCUUUGGAACGCAGAUCAUCGCAGUGUCUCGUUUGCGCGCUGUUUGCCAGCAGCUCACUGCGAUGGUGACGCACAAGGACUGGGCGGAGAAGUGGGGGAACACGUUGAUGGGAGCGGAUUUUGAGGGGUGGGUGAUGGACUCAGAGUGGUGGAAGAAGGUGGAUGUCUUUGUGGUGUUCUACAAUGCGAUACGGAGGACGGAUUCAGCGGCGAAGGGGAUGAUGGGCCAGCUUUAUGGCAUCAUGCUGCAGCUGACGGAAGAGAGGAGUAGGAGAAGGAAGGAGGAGGAGGAGGAGGAGGAGGAGGAGGAGGAGGAGGAGGAGGAGGAGGAGGAAGAGGAGGAGGAGGAGGAGGAGGAGGAGGAGGAGAGCUAG
This is a messenger RNA of Closterium sp. Yama58-4, 1098 nucleotides long. The record is from the annotation of a GenBank genome assembly. NCBI's taxonomy places the organism in Eukaryota, Viridiplantae, Streptophyta, Zygnematophyceae, Desmidiales, Closteriaceae.